AUGAGCGCCACCGGCUACGAUUUAGUGGAUAUUGGAGCGAAUUUGGGGCAUCCCUCGUACAAGGAUGACAUCGAUGAGGUGUUGAGUCGAGCCAAAGAAGCCGGAGUCGGCAAGAUCAUGGUGACUGGGACCAGCGAAAUUAUCAGCGAGCAGUGCGAGCAGCUUGUCCAGAAAUAUCCGGGAUUUUUAUAUUUUACGGCAGGCGUUCAUCCGCAUGACGCAAAGCAUUGGAACGAUUCGACACUGGAGACGUUACGACGACUUCAGAAAUCGCCGAGUUGCGUCGCCGUCGGCGAAUGCGGUCUCGACUAUAAUCGAGAUUUCUCGCCGCGCGAUGUCCAACGAGACGUCUUUCGGAAACAAGUUCAACUCGCCAUUGAGCUUCAAAAACCGCUGUUUAUUCAUGAGCGCGAAGCUUCCGAGGAUAUGGUGAAGAUUCUUGAAGAAGCUGGACAAAAACUUCCGCCCGCUGUCAUUCAUUGUUUCACAGGAACCGUCGAUGAGGCGAAAAAAUAUAUUGAAAUGGGAUUUUUCAUUGGUCUCACAGGAUUUUUGUGGAAAGACAAGUCGGAAAAUGGUGUUCAAGCGGGUUUACGAAGCGGAGAUAUCCCAAUAGAGAAAUUGGUUAUUGAGACGGACGCGCCGUACAUGUACCCGAAAAUCACUGACAAGAAGCUGCCGAAGGAAAUUCGGGAUGCAAUCACUGAGGAAACCAAAAGACUACAUAAAUUUUCUUCUUUCAAUCGAAAUGAGCCGGCGUCGUUGGCAGCGGUUUGUGAGCUCAUUGCCGGAUUUUCGGGAAAAUCGCCUGAAGAAGUUGCGAAAAUUACCACACAAAACGCCAAACGGAUUUAUGGAUUGAAUUAA
This is a messenger RNA of Caenorhabditis bovis, 867 nucleotides long. Lineage: Eukaryota; Metazoa; Nematoda; Chromadorea; Rhabditida; Rhabditidae. The record is from the annotation of a GenBank genome assembly.